This is a messenger RNA of Entrophospora sp. SA101, 550 nucleotides long. Lineage: Eukaryota; Fungi; Glomeromycota; Glomeromycetes; Entrophosporales; Entrophosporaceae. The record is from the annotation of a GenBank genome assembly.
AUGGUGGAAUUUGACGAAGCAACUAAAAUAUUCUCCAAUUUAUCAAAUUAUAUUCAAAGUUUAGAUAAUCAAAAUGAAAUUAGAAAUGUCAUUUCGAGUUGGAGAGAAAGAUUACCAAACAUGUGGGAUGAUAUUAACAUUUGGAGUGACAUUGUUGCUUUUAGAAAACACAUUUUUAAUGUCAUUAUACUAGCUGAUAGUUUACACAGUUUCAAAGUUUUAACAGAAUGUCCUAUUAUUGUUGUUCUAAUUUUUCAAUCACAUCGUAAUGUAGUAAAUGGUAACAUCCUAAACUUCCUACCACUUAUUAUAAGGACAUUAAGUCUUCAGCCUCGACCACAAGCUGAGGCACAUGAAUCAGCAAAAGCUAGAGGGGAGAUUUUUAUUGGUGUUGCUCCAGGGAUAAGAGAUAGAGUGAAAUAUACUGAAUUUAUCGUUGCUCAAGUUAAAACAUUAGCCUUUUUAGCAUACGUUUUAAGAGCUUAUACAGCAGAAUUAUCUCAUUACCAAGAUCAAGUUCCAGAAUUUAUUAUUCGUCUUCUUCAUGAUU